Molecule: messenger RNA, 2767 nt
Organism: Girardinichthys multiradiatus
Lineage: Eukaryota; Metazoa; Chordata; Actinopteri; Cyprinodontiformes; Goodeidae
Gene: b3galnt2
Product: beta-1,3-N-acetylgalactosaminyltransferase 2
Exons: 14
Coding region: 140-1699 (519 amino acids)
Cellular component (GO): membrane
Molecular function (GO): hexosyltransferase activity
Source: RefSeq, a predicted model, not a curated record
ACUUGAGGCAGUGCUGGGAGCCCGGCGGAGAGCUGCGGAACUGAAAUGAAGCGCACUCACAGAUCGACUCACACCGUGCAGCACCGUGCGGCUCAUGAAGAGGCUUCUCUCCGCUUCAGCUCAAGCCUACUGCGGCUGAAUGAAGGGCUCCGUCCAUGCGGAGGCUAGCGCUCUUCCUGCUGCCCUGUGCUGUCGCCGUGCUGGUGCACUUGUGGUUGGCACAACGACCCUCCUCCUUCUUCUUCUUCACUCCGCUGGACAGCAGCACACGCUCGGGUGGGGGUGGGGUUGGCCAUGUGGUAUUUGUUUGAGCAGUAUGGAUGAACCCUUGCCUUUCUUUGAAGUUUUGGUGGGAGUGCUGUCAGCAAGGCACCAUCAUGACCUCCGACAAGCGAUAAGAGACACGUGGCUGGGAUACAUUAGAGAUCACCCGCACUUCCAGCACAGAGUGGCGGUGAAGUUUAUCGUGGGUCGACAUGGGUGUCCCAUUCCAGAAGAGGACAGGGAGGAUCCUUACUCUUGCUCCCUCCUGAACUUCAGCGAGCCAGUGCCGGGACAGGAUACAGAGAUGGAGAUCGUAACGGUGGCUGACCCCUCGUUGCUCGUCCCAUCCGAUGUGUCAGCUAUCGCUCUGGACUUUAAAGUCCUGCACCCGGUGGUGAUAACCAGGCUCGGGGUGUUUUCCAGUGGGACACAACCUGAACUUCACAGCAAUGUGACGGUGAAGCUCCUGCAGCUGGACCAGGAGGAGGCUGUAGUCACAGCCCGCUUCAGCUCCAUCAGCAUGGGGACCAUGGCAAACUGGGUUUGGUACAAACCAGUGGAGCAGUUCAUCUUGCCCAAGGGUUUUGAGGGGACGCUGGUGUGGGAGAGUCAGGACUCCGCUUCACUGACCUCUGUCAACUCCUCCUCUGUGGAGCUCAAUGAUGGAGGAGGCGUCCUCAAGAUCUCCUCUAUUGCAGAGGGCAUAUUGCCUCAUAGAAGUGCUCUCGGAUUUCCAGGUUUGGCUGGAGGCUUCACAUUUACGAUCUACGAUGAAGACGGAUUGUCGUGGCUCCUGCAAGGCCGCGCUGCCAGAAUGGAGAAGCAUGCCUCCAGUUUGAGGCGGGAGGAUGCCGAUCUGCAGGAGGAAAGCCUCCGGCAUGGAGAUAUGGUGUUUGUAGACGUGGUGGACACCUACAGGAACGUGCCUUCCAAGUUGCUUCAGUUCUAUAAAUGGUCCGUGGAAAACGCUGACUUUAAUCUGCUGCUGAAGACGGAUGAUGAUUGUUACAUCAACGUGGAUUCGGUGUUAAUGAAAAUUGACCACAAGAGUCUGAAGCGCAGAAACCUCUGGUGGGGGAAUUUCAGACAGAGCUGGGCCGUGGAUCGAAUCGGGAAGUGGCAGGAGCUGGAGUACGCCAGCCCAGCUUACCCGGCGUUCGCCUGCGGAUCGGGGUACGUGGUCUCCCGUGACCUGGUCCAGUGGCUUGCCAGUAACGCGAAGAAGCUGAAAGCCUAUCAGGGAGAAGAUGUAAGCAUGGGAAUAUGGAUGGCAGCCGUCGGACCGCAGAAAUAUCAGGACGCCGGCUGGCUGUGUGAGAAGGAGUGCUACCUGGACAUGCUGUCGUCUCCACAGCACACGGCCAAGGAGCUGCACAUCUUCUGGGACAGGAAGAGGAUCUGCGGAGAUCCCUGUGAGUGUCCCCGGGACAACUGAUGGUGGUCCACUCCAACCCUCACCGCCUGGCACUCUGGGAAGACCUUCGACUUCAAAAACCAAAAGCAGAUUUAUUUCACGUCCACGUUGGACACCGAGCCGUCAGGGUUACCAUCAAGUUCCCUCAGUCCUGAACUGGCUGGUCAGUCUGCCGGAGUGCUCUGCUGAUUUAAAGACGAGCGGCGUGUCCUGGUAGAGAAAGCUGUAAGGAUGGGAUCUGGCAGUACAAAGACAAGACUGUAGGUCAGGCAGGUUGCCAAGGCCAGACCAGUCGAGCAGUUUAUCCCAAAAAAAAUAAAAACGCUUUUGGAAGCGUCCCAACACUUCUCCCUCCAGCAUCAGUAAGCAUAAAGCUACAAUCUGCUGUCCACAUCAAAGAGCAAGAAGAUGAUUAAAGUACGAUUUGAAUUUUCAUCAAAUCCCAACAGAAGGCACAGAACUUUUAAAGUCUUAGACUUUAGCUCUCAUCACCAGCUGAACUUCAACAUCUAACCAUCUUAUUUGUUUUAUUGCAUUAAUUUACAUCAGAGCUGCAGACCAUGAUAAUUUUUUAUGCCCAUAUUUAAAUGGUAAGAAAGCUGUAGCAGGGUGCAACACUUUGGGGGAUGUUUCGGACACCUUGUUGAAUCUAUGCAACAAAGAAUGUGGGCUGUUCUGAAGGCAAAAGAGGAUCCAACCAGAGAUUCUGGUCCAAAUGGAUAUUAUAUGGAGUAAAAUAUGUCACAAUUUCUUAACAAAGAUAGAAAUCUGGUCAUCUCUGUAAUGCCCGGGUUCCAUCCACAAUCAAUACUUGCGUUUAUACUCCAUCACAUGCUGGACCCAAAUCUUAACAUUUUGGGUUAUUUUUCCAUGUUUCAAAACAAAUAUCAAAUGUAUAUUUAUAAUUUGUGUUCAGUCAGUUAUGUGAUCAAAACGGAUCACUUUGUUCAAAGUUAAAUUACAUGCAUAGCAUCUUUAUAAGCAAUCAAAAAUCUGUAUUUUUCCAUAUUAAGUUUAUAAUUUUUAAGCACAGCAUUGAAUUGUCUUAAAUGUUAGUUUCAAAAUAAAACGUCUCCAUUUAUAAACAGA